Messenger RNA from Aedes albopictus (Asian tiger mosquito), 454 nucleotides. RefSeq lists its product as uncharacterized. Bases 24 to 335 code for a protein of 103 amino acids. The record is from RefSeq and is a predicted model, not a curated record. The transcript is spliced from 2 exons. NCBI's taxonomy places the organism in Eukaryota, Metazoa, Arthropoda, Insecta, Diptera, Culicidae.
CUGUGCGUGGUGAAAUACGCGACAUGGACAUCAUCAUGAAGACGACCACCUCUCUGUACGAGCGGGACAACCACGUGUUCUACAACGUCACGGCCACCAAAGUGGACUACACCAUUUCCGGUCUGAAGCUGCACAUGGGUAACCUGUUCGAGGGUGUCAAAGUUCUCGAAGACAGCACCAACCAAUACCUGAACGACAACUGGCGACCGGUUUCGGAAGCGCUGAAGCCCAUCAUUGCCAAAACCAUCGAGGACAUCCUGCUGGCCAUCAUGCAGAACAUCUUCAUCCAACUUCCGGCCGAGUAUUUCGUGGCUGAUCUACCGCGAUCGGGUUGAACACGCCCGGCAGGCAAGGUAAGAUCCCCGUGAAUUCAUUUUAUAUCGAUUGCAACAUCAUUCCUAUAACCGUUUGUUGUGUAUGUAAAUAAAUUUCCAUCGUGUUUCGUAAAACUGAA